Molecule: messenger RNA, 7342 nt
Organism: Psylliodes chrysocephalus
Lineage: Eukaryota; Metazoa; Arthropoda; Insecta; Coleoptera; Chrysomelidae
Source: the annotation of a GenBank genome assembly
UCAGUGAAUAAAAAAACUUAUAUUGUUUUAAAAUUCUGUAACAUAGCAGAGAUUUUUUAAUUGUCUAAUUUAUGGAUUUUAACAGUAAAUUUAAUUUUUGUAAAAAAACAGAUGCUUAUUGAAUUUGUAUAUUAAUAUUUUGAAAUAGCGUGUGGUUUAAUUGUAAGUUACUAAAAAUGAGUACAAAUGUUGAGGACGAUAAGGAUUCUCCGAAGGCAGUUCCUUUAGAUCUAGCGAGAAAUCAAAUAACAAACAUUCGCACUGUGGAUGGCAAAACUCCCCUUUUGAUGUCUAAUCAAUCUCUGAGGGGUAUGAGGGUGCUGGCUCAAGGAGUCUCUAGCUCAACAACAUCUUCCCUUGGAGGGCCUACUAUAAUCACAACCAAUUUAGUCUCUCAAGCUGUUUUGAAGCCAGAUUCUAGUAGGCCACAAAUUGCGAGUAUCAUCACAAGCAAUACUUCUCAGCCCCAGGUAACUGCUAAUCUCGCAAGACCUGCUCAGAUUACACUUUCUAGUGCUACCCAAAAUCCCUACCAUGUUCCUAGGGGCCCAGCAGUUGUAGCUAAUUUAGCUGCUCCUAGGGGCAAUGUUGCUGCAGGCAGAACACCAAUGGUAGUUACUGCUCAAGGUGGUCAGCCUCAUACAUUUGUGCGCCCGCCUCGGACUCCUAGUCCUGCUCCAGGAACAGCUUGGUUGACCAACAACUCAAGCGGUUCCCAAAUUAAAGGUGCACCAACUGUAUUGAGUUCACCUGUUAGAGGGGCUACAGUUACUGGAAAGCCAGCUGUAAUCACAAGAACCCAACCCCAGACAGUUUCAGCUAUUCGCCCUGGAACCAUUUUGCAGAAUGCCAUUUCAAUUGGACAACCAGGCCAGAUGCCCUCUUUCAAAGCUGGCACUACUGGCAUCCAUACCUUGGGUAAUACUGUCACUUUAGCUCAAGUAUUGCCCACUCGCACUACUCAAGGUGUUCUUUACAAUGCCAAUUCAACAGCUCAGUUCAAUCCAACAGCAAGAAUAACAGUCACUACCACUGCUUCUAAUCCAAGACCUACUCAAACUAGAACUAUAUCUCAAGUCACCAGUGCCCGCUUAACGGUACCAGUAAACGUGUCCCAAUCUGGUGCUCGAUUGGUAACACCCCAAGCAACAGUUCUGACUUCAGCCGCCAGGAUAUCUGCCAUUGCCACAUCUCAACCGACCUCUACAUUGGGUGCUGGUUCUAGAAUAGUGGCUAGUCAGCCGAAUCUCUCCAUUGGACGUCUAUCUGUGGCUGCAGCUACGCCUGCACAAGUAUCUACUACCAAUUUCCUAGGGCAGACAAAAAUAUCGACUCUGAAUUUGCAUUCUUUGGUGGCCGUGGCGAGUGGGAACUCUGUCCAGGCUAGAUGUACGCUGGCGUCACAGGGGCCCAAGGUCAUUACUCAGCCUGCUCAAGGAACUAUUCAACUGACACCAUUGACAACUCAAAUUAAAACAACUCAGAGUGGUGUUUCUACUGUUGCAAGAACAAUCAAUGUCCCUGCUGCUAUUGUGACCCAACAGAGACAAGCGACUCUGGUGCCACCUCAAGCUAUAUCUAUAGCUAAGGUUUUUCCUCAAAAUGACAACCAAGUGGCAGUCACCGCCGCUACUAGCGUUUUUAUACACACACCUGUGCAAUCUACGACUAGGCAUUCUUCUCCAAGUCCGAAUCCGAGCAAUUGCAUUAUCACUCAGACCAGCAGUGCCAUACCCACCACCACAGUGGCGACUUACUCUUUAGCCAGUGGUACUUACUUCUACGAUAACGGGUCCAACAAUUUCCCGGUGCAAAAUCGAAAUUUUGCACAGCAACAACAGGCCGGAUCGUUCGCAGCUUUGAAUCAAGCGAAUCAGCCUCACAUCAGACCGCCUUCUCAACAAGUACACGGAAUCGUAUCGAAUCAGCAAUUGCGCUAUAACUCAGUCAUGGUGGUAGAACCAAACCGUAACAACCCCCAACAAAUCCAGCAAUCGCAAAUCAGCGACCAACAGCAUUCUGCACAAGUUCCUGAACAAAUCCAACAGCAAGCGCAUCCGAUUAGCGCGAUCAAAGUGUCUUCCUCGCCCAGGCCGAGCAUCUUAAGAAAACGAGACCAUGAAGGUUCUCCGCUCAAAGCGGCCAAGAAUCUCGUUCCCGUAUUAGCCAAUUUGCCCUCGCAGCAGUCCCAGCUCGGGAUACACCAGCAAGUGCGGCCCUUGCCGUCGGUGUCGCCGCCUUCGAGGCCCGAUUCUAGAGGAAACGGACACAGUUCAGGAGGUAGUACGACGAUUUCGGCAACAUCCAGUCCCGGUUUGGCCGAAGUAAACGAAGACAGCAACCAUGCUAUUACAAAUAAUAAAGAAGAGGAAGAUGCCAAACCGCCUAUGGAGAUGAGUCCCAGGAAAAAGCCACGAAAACAGCAGUUAACCGGCAACGAUUUGGACGAAAAUAAAGACGACAUGCAAUUUAUCUCUGAUCAUCCAGCGAAAAAAGACGAGGACUCCGAUAUGAAUCAAUCGGACGAGCCGAAAGAUGGUGCUCCGGACGGGCAAGUGACGACGGUCAGGAAACCUGCCUCGGCUAGUUUACUCAACAGCUACCGACAGAACUGGAAGGCCACUCACAAUCACUAUUUGAGGCAUUCAGACGUGCGGCCCAAAGACGAAAGACGGCCGACCAUCAUGGAUUUGGCUAAUCAAUAUAGGGUACAGGAGAAAGUAAACGGAUGGAAGAUCCAUCAUUUGUCGACGCAGAUGGAGGAUUUGGCUGAUCAAGAACAUAGUGUUUACAAUCAACUGACUGAGCUGUUGAAGUGUACUGAGUCUGAAGAAACAGGCAAGCAAUUCGAUAAGGAAGUCAAUAGAGUAAAUGAACUGAUAAAGGGCAACUUGCAAAGAAUCAAAAUAAUCAACGAUGGAAUGAUAGAAGCAAAGAGUUCCAUUAUGAAGAUUUUUGAUCACAAAGUCCACGUAACGGACAUCAUUAACCGAUGUGCCAGUAAACGUAACUUUAAGAAGAGAGAGAAAUCUUAAAAAGAUCUCUUUUGAAUAUUGUUUUUUUUUGUGAAAUAGAUUAUAUAUAUAUUUUAGCUCUUUAGGUUUCAUUAUAAUGUAAUUUUUAUAUUUUCGACAAUGGAUGUUUUUAUAGCAAUUUUAUAUGUAAGAUAUAAAAGCGGAGGAAGAAGAAAAAUCUGCAAAAGAAUUAUCCCCUUUGCGCGGUUUUCAUGUUGUAUAUUUUGCAAGAAAUGAACAAAUUUUAUUGUAUAAAAUUAAUUUUCCAUAUUUUGGUUAUUUCUCGUUGUGAUUCGUUUUAUAUUAAUUAAGGAAUAUUUGUAGAAUUAAAUAUUUUAAAUUUUCUUUCUUGGAAUCGAAUUUAGUCACCCCAAAAUCUAUUUUAACCUCUUUUUAGAGGUAAAAAAAUGAAAAAUUGUUUGUUAUUAAUGCAGUGAGGGCGGCGUAUCUUUACCUAAUACGCAUUCGAAUCGAGUCAAGACAGUCAAAACAGUGUUCGUCUCGAAAUUACUAGCGACGUGGUUUAAAGGGACUACCAAAUUCGGCCAAACUGAAGUUUGAAUAAAGCUGUUGAGAUCUUAAGUUGUGCACUAGAUUUUAGGGAUAGACAGUAACAGUGCGAUAUAGGUUUGCAUAUUUGCGAAUUUUCGCGGGAAAUGUCACUGGUGUAGUUUGGAAAUUAAUUUUUUUGCCGGUAGGAAAUAGGAAAAUUUUCAAGGGUAAUAUACCAAGAUCUUGAUAAUAGUCAGCUAUUUUUGUUGAAUCUAAAUCUCGAGAAUAUUUUAAUAUCAAUUUGAUGAGACAUAAUUUAUAGUAUUAAUAAUUUGUUUAGAGUCCGAGAGCUUUAGCUCAGUUUAGCUAUCAGGAGUUUAAUUUUUAACUGGUUAUAUUCAAAGUCCAAAUAUCAAUUUUAAAACUACGUUUAACAAUAACCAAUGAUCAUAUAACGAGGUUUCCAGUUUAAUCCAAGAUUAGAUUUUAACUGAUUAUUGUACAAUACGUCCUAAAAAAACUUAUUAUAACAAGCCAUCGAGAAAAAAUAAUUGAAGUUGGCUGAGAAAUUUAAAUGUUUUGACUAGCCACUUCCACAGAAUGACAUUUUAACCUGGAAAUUGAUACUGAACUUUUGUGUCAAAUUUGUCAAAACUUGUAAGAAAAUUAAAUGUAAAAAAUGAUAUUGAACCACAGAGCUAGGAUAUAUAGAUGGAGCAUAAAAGACAUAUUUAUACAUAUUCAAUAUUAAGCGAUGUCACAAACAUCAUAGAAUUUCAGGUUGUCUGUUUUGACCACAUCCUCAACUAGUCAUUGAUGAAAGUGUAUUUGUUGUGAGGUCAAAUCAUAAAUCAUUCCAUCUCUAAAUUGGAGCGAGAGAACCGAUUAUGAUGCCCUAACAUGGCGGUCAACUCGUCAUCAUCCACUGGCUGUAUGGAAAACAUGCAUAGACGAAUCAGUCUUAAUGAGAAAUUUUUAAUUUUAAUUAAUUUUUCAGUAAAUAUUUAAUAUCGAUUUUUUUAUUCUUAAUGAUCAGUUUAGCAGAUAUUUAUUAUUUUCCAAAUAAGACAGGACGCCGGUUGUCGUUGGCUGUAGGAUAUGGCCUGUAUUUCAGAAACUGUGCACCAUAGAAUUUUGGGGAAAAAAUUCUCAACAUACAAAAUAAAUAGAUGGACAUUAUUUUCAAAUUUCUAAGUAGACUACUAAAUUAGGAAAUGCAUAUGACCAAUGAUAAACGAGUGAGUAGUCAAAAUUAGUAAAAUUUCGUGCAGAAUAUGAUUUUGAUAUGUUCAACAUAACGUAAUUUAACUUUUUUAUCAUUGAUAAUGAGCAUUUGCUGUGAAGUUGGGAACUUGAAAAUAAUUUCCAACUAUUUUUGAGAACAAUUUUUGUUAAAAAAAUUAAUUGUUCCGUAGAUGUGGUCGGCGUCCUUUCUUAUUUAUUUUGGACUCUCAGUACCUACUCUGUAUGUUGACUUAAGAAUGUUUAAUAUAAUAUUCUUUCGUGAAAGUAGUACCUACAGGUGUUUGCUAUAUUUUAUCUCGCUAUUUAUUAUUGAAUAUACAAAUAAUUUGGAUACCUACUAAUUUCAUUAGGUAUAAAUUUCAUUUGCAAUUUAUUUAACCACAUGCCAUUGAAGAGAAGCUUCUUGCGAUUUAUAAAAUUCUAAUAUUUUAAUUAACAAACCUAUAAAGGCUAUAUCUUAUAAACUAAAGAUGAUAUCACCAAAUGUCUAAAGCUGGUUCUAGUAUAUGAAAGGGAAACUUAAAUGACAAAAUACAUAACUUACUACCCAUCAACCCCCUUUGCGCUACCUACAUCAACAAAAAUAAAUAAGUAGCGACCACCUAUAUUUAGCUAGUAAAAAUUAAAAACCCCCUUAUGUCACAUAUAACGUGUGGAGGGUGAUGUCUAAAGCUGGUUCUAGUAUAUGAAAGGGAAACUUAAAUGACAAAAUACAUAACUUACUACCCAUCAACCCCCUUUGCGCUACCUACAUCAACAAAAAUAAAUAAGUAGCUACCACCUAUAUUUAGCUAGUAAAAAUUAAAAACCCCCUUAUGUCACAUAUAACGUGUGGAGGGUGGGUUAACCCACGACACUUAGGCCUCACUAGGCCCAUUGUGCAUCCUCCUAAGUAGAUAGACAGAUUUAAUGUAGUUGACAACGUCGCCAAGAGGUGCUUCUCUUCUAUCGGCCAGUGUUAGCCAAUUCUCGCCGAACACAAAUCUUCUAAUAAAUGAAAGCAUCAGGAAAUCGUAGAGGAUAUGCUCGAUGGUCUCAUCUUCUUGUUUGCACCCCCUGCAGAGUGCGGAUUCUGACAGCCCCAAUGUCCCAGUCAGAAUUCCUGUGAUCAGGCACAGAUUCUGUCUAGUCAUAGUCAAGUAUUUGUUCGUUGUAGUGUUGUCAGGAUAACUUAAAAGCUCCUUGGCAAGUCUGCAGCUUCUUGUUUCAUCCCAUCUUCCCUUAAAUUUCACAAGGGAAAGUUUGUCACUACCGAUGUUGUGAGUCCAAUAGAAGGGCCAGGUCCAAAAAGUAUUUGGUUGGCUGCCUUUUUAUUGUUGCAAUAUACAAUGAACAUGUCAAGUAAUAAAUGUUAUUCUGUAAAGUGGCUAAAGUACUACCCAAUUUUUCUUGACUAUUCAUUACAAUAUAAAAUAAUAUUCAGUACCGUUUGUGUGAGAUCUUGGUAACCACUUGCGAAAGAAAAGAAGCAAUUUCUCUGAAAUUGUGAUAUUUUUGAAUUUUUAUAUUUAGUAAUUUUACAAUCAGUCAUUGUCAUUACUAUAUUUCAUCACUUCUUAAAAGAUAGUAACUAGUUAUUGUCUCGUUUUUCACCUUUAGUAGAAAAUGAUGCAUCAUAAAGAUUAUUUGUCAUGGGUAAAGAUACGUUGUCCCGACUUUAGUUCAAUGAAAUAAUAGAAUUAUAUAGAUUGAUUACUUUGUUUCUGUGUUGUUAUCGAUGUUGUAAUUUACUUAAAAUAAAAACACCAGUUUGGUGAGGUGGGUAAAAUUGCUGAAACAAAUGUACAAACCAGGAUCUGCAAAGCAUGUUAUCUAAAAUUUUACAGUAUAAGCUUAAAACCAACAUUUUCGUUUGCGUUGCUCACUAUGGAAUGCUCUGUUUAUGGCAAUAAUAACAGAAUUAUGUAUUUUAUAAAUUUUGUUCCAGUUAAUAAUAAAUAAAUAAUUAAAUUUCACAAGUACAUGACGGACUGAAAUAAGUUAAAAAAAUACAAUUCCUGAAACAGUUUGUAUUAAAUCUGUCUUCAAAAAAACAUUUAAAAUAUUCAGUUUAAUAGUAGAAAAUUAUUUUAAUCAGUGUGAUUUUAAUUUGUAAGACUGCCGAUAUAUUUUAUAUUUUGAAUAACCUAAAAUUGAGAGGCGAAAGUUCUUUUGUGGACUCACCCUUUUAUACAAUGUGUCUACUUCAUACCGAAAACUUUGUUAUUACGAAAAGUUAUUCUUUAUAAAAAGCAGAAACAAAUUUAUACAAAUCAAAAAUUUCCAAUACAUAUUUUAGCAUGGUUGUUUAAUUUGUUGAACAAGCUAUAUCAAAAUCACUUAAAAACAAGUACAAAUAUUUAAAUUACAAGUAUAUUAAUUUAUCAACAUUUUAAAUUCCUAUUUUGCUCUCUAUAUUGAAAGUAUUCUUCAACAUAAAUCGUUAUUUUUUUAUUUUACAACUUGGGGAGUCUUGAUUAUUAAUUUAAGGGAUUCGGGAUUUUUAUCAAGAAUAACUCAUUUCCAUAUGCUGACAACUUAGGUAGACACGCUGUAUAUAAAUAAAUGUAUUAUUUACCCAAAUUAUUUAAAAAAGGAAAAUUGUAUUAGAU